Athalia rosae (coleseed sawfly) is the source of this 4036-nucleotide messenger RNA. RefSeq names its product trafficking protein particle complex subunit 11 (gene gry). Gene Ontology annotation, cellular component: cytoplasm. The record is from RefSeq and is a predicted model, not a curated record. NCBI's taxonomy places the organism in Eukaryota, Metazoa, Arthropoda, Insecta, Hymenoptera, Athaliidae. The transcript has 21 exons. The coding region runs from base 540 to 3812 and encodes 1090 amino acids.
AGCAGUCAAUCAAUUUAAACAGAGGAUUAGUAUUUCCAUCGUUUCUGAGCCUCAAAUAUCUGGAAAAGCCGGAACUUGAGGAACUAGAGUUCAUUACAACAGGAAUGUUUACACUGUGUGAUGCACUUAAAGUAAAAAGAUCAUAAUAUUUUUCGCGGUUUUCCGUUAAUUGAAAUAUUAAUGAAUGGCUCAAAAGUGGUCUUCGGAACAAAUAAACGUCCCAAUAGACGCAUACAAAGAAGAGCAGUGUUUAACGGCAAAAGACUGUUCAAACAAAUUACACAGCUUAAGGAAUCAAUUUCAUAACCACAGCACAGUCAACGCGCACAGCGGCAAGCACCGUGUGAAGCCAAUCUCGCAGGGAAGUCAUCCAUAGUACGUACUCAGCACCGCAGCCAACUUCGAACCCAGCGGCAAAUCUAGCAAGCAAUCCAGCAGCAAAACAAGCGUCGUGUGCACCGGGCUUUACACACUUGGCAUUCGAACCUUCUCCCGAUGAAUGAUCGCCUCAACCCAUCACCAGUAUCUGGAUCACCGCAAUGGCUGAGUUACCUACAGAAUUAACGGCAAAGCCAUUGGCUCUGAUCGGUGUAACAGGAUUAGAUACUGUAAACAAUGCAAUCCAUCGUUUAAUUUGGGAUGCAUUCAGCAAUAAUCGUCGACCAGAUGGUGUAGCUGUACAAUUCAAAUUGUUGAACAAUAUCUACGAUUUUCCUACCGUUAAACCUAAGCGCAACUCUUAUGAAUGGUACAUGCCCAAGGGCAUAUUAAAACGUAAUUGGAUGAACAAAUAUCUAAAUGACGUACCAUCGGUAGUUGUUAUAUUCUAUGAUUUGGAUUGGAAUGAUCUGAUGUGGAAUGAGAAGAAGAUGGAGUGCGCUUCAAGGGUUCAAUCUCUCCGGGCUGCUGUCGAAGGUAGAAGUACAAAAAUUGCAGUGGUACUGGUUCAGCAUGGGGCUCCACCAGCACCCGGGUCAGAAGACCUAGCAACGACUGAACGCGCUACAGCUUUGUGCGCCGCAUGUGAGCUACCAGCAAAAUCUCUAUACAUUUUACCUCACGGGGAUCACUUGUUGGGCUAUACCCAAAGACUCGAAACGGCAUUUUAUGACUUGGCACAAAACUUCUAUCACAUAGAAGCUCGCAUCGUGAAGAAUCACCGUGACAAUCUGAAUAAGACCACUCAUCAAUAUUUAUUCGUGCGGCACCAAUUCAAGAUGGGGUUUUUGAACGAAUUAAAACAAGACCAGCACACAGCGCACAAGCAUUACCAGUUGGCGUACAAUAAUUUACUUGAAAUAAGAAUGGUGGAUACGAAUGCUUUGGAAAUAAAAACUGUCGCAAGUUUCAUCAAUUAUAAACUGUGUCGCUUGAUGUUCAGCCAAAAUCUCCCUCGCGAUGCCAUAUCACAGUUCAGAGCUCACAUAGAUCGAUUUAAACUAAAAACUGGCCCCAAAGAACUAAUAUUUGAACAUCAAAAGUGGAUGUCAGAACAGUACUCAAUAUUUGCCAAAUUAUUCGAUGACGCUAUCAGGCAAGGACUUCCUGCAGUUCAAAGAGAACACCCGGGAUACUAUUUUCAAUCAGCAGCCCAACAUGCUGCUUUGCGACAAAUCGCAUGCAAAGAGCUUUGCAAGGAUGUCAAUGAGUAUCCCAAUCCUGAUCCCUUGGCUGGCUGUGAAAAACUCGAAUACUAUGGCCAACGUCCUUGGCGUCCAGGAAAACUGAGUGCUGAGCCUGCGGAUAUGGCAGGAGAAGCAGCUGCAAUCCGAGCCCUGCAAUACAAGGAGAAGACUGCUGUCAACCAUUCCAUGCUGAUCAUCCGACUUUUGGGAAAUGCUGUUUUACAAUUCAAGACUUAUCGUUGUCCGAGAAUGCGUCGUCACUUAGUUGUGCAAGUGGCCGACGAGUACUACAACUCCCGCGAUUAUGAAAAAGCCCAUACACUGCUGAUGCACAUGCUGUGGGAUUAUCGCAGCGAACGUUGGCCUGGGCUUUUAACUGAUAUUUUGAAAAAGGCUCUACGAGCAGCUUACCUGUCUGCAAGUAUGGAAGACUAUGUCACCUUAGCUUUGGAGGCUUUGGGGCCAAUGUACUGUCUUCCAAAGGAUUAUCAAGCUGCUGUGUAUACCAAUAUAAGAAAUAUAUUACAGAAAACUAUACCGAACCCAGAGCCACAUAUACCCUGGAGUGCUGAAUAUCUGCCAACAGCAGAUUGGAUCUACGUUAUCGACCAGUAUAAACCCUUGACGAUGGCAAUAGACGCGAAUAAUAUGACAACAUUUUUGGAAAUCAACGCUCGUUUUACGCGAGCGACGUACAUUGUGAAUUCCUAUGCAACAAUAGAAUUAUUUAUAAGGAAUCGUUAUGAUCAAGCUAUGGAAUUGUUGAAAGUUACCGCAUUCAUCAGUUCACCUGGAAGAGACGGUGAAGAGUAUACCGUCAUUGAUGGCAAAGAUGAGCCAACUGUACUUCAUGAAAGAGAGACGAAGAAAUUUCAUUGCCGAUUUCAAGCACGGCAACGAGAUGUCGGUAAUGGAAUUCUAAUCAAUAGGAUCUCCGUAUAUCUGGGUAACUAUACGCAUGGUUAUGUGGAGAUGCGAUUCCCUCUUCUUGGACCGUCACUAAAUGUCUUGGACUGGUUAUGCCCCGAGAUACAACAACUUCAGAAUGGCACCUUGGGGUUUGACGAUGUGAGAUCGAAUAUUGCAGCUGAAAUUGUACAGGAAGAAUCCAGUGUGGCAGUAAAAGUGAAAUCAGAGAGCCCCGCUUUGUCUGGCGAAUGGUUCCCAAUUGGCAUAAUUCUAUCAACUUCCAAAGAAGUAGUCGCUAAUUCUCGAUUAUCGAUCAACAUAGCAACGGAUGGAGCUGCCGAUGAGUCCACUGACCUCAGUUUAUCGGCAAACGAUCAGCAAGUCACCGGGCAAAUCUCUAUAAAGAUUCCGGUAAUUGAAAAGACUGCGGAUGUUUAUACAACAGUCUACAUACGAGCACAUGAAAUUGGGGAUCACAACAUGAUAAUUAAGGUCGAUUAUACAACUCCUGAAGAUGUGAAAUAUUCGAGAGAAAUUUCUUAUACCGUACCUGUCGUCAAACCUUUCGACAUUACGACGCGAUUCUACAAUAUGUUGUUUGAAUCGGUUAGCAAGGGCUUUACCUAUGAACCGUUCAUCAUGAUACCGCACAUUGUAUGCACAUCUCCAUGGCCCAUAAGGAUCAUAGACACGUCUAUUCAUCUGGGUGACUCGAUGGAAAGGCAGCAUGAAGACGAUCAGGAAUCUAUCUUGACCGGUAUUACGCUUUGCAAUGGUGAAGCUGGAUCGGAGGCUUAUCACAUAAUUCCAAAGGCAGGCAGUGAACAACCAGCCAACACAGGUGUAUAUACCCUCAGGUGGGAAAGAGGAUACAAUGUCAGCGGGCAGGUGACUAGUACCAGCAUCAGACUAUCACCGCUAUGGGUGGAAGAAACAGCGAUCGGACUGGAGGCGAAAUUACCCCCACACGGUUGGGUUCGAACUCCGCUCAGCGUCUCUUACUAUCUCCAUAAUUAUUGUGACUACAUAAUAACCUUGCAGUUAACAAUGGAGGCUAGCGAUGCUUUUAUGUUCGCGGGACGAAAACAGGUCAAUGUUUGUGUAUUGCCGAAGGAAAAGCGUAAAAUCGAGUGGGUCCUGAGACCGUUAGUGGCUGGUCUGGUAGCGCUCCCUACCUUAACUUUGGCCGUGCCUUCUGAAGAUGACAACAAGCUCAACAGAACCAGAUUAGGCGAAGUGCUAGAACGGUCACUACCUAGCCAUGUUUAUGUGAUGUAAAGUGAAAUAACUCUUGCAGCCGCAGUCGCAGAACAUGUAGACAAGGCGGCGUUCAGACCGAAAACCCAGCUCGGAUAAUAUUGGGAAAAUCGAUAUAUCCGGGAAUAUUCACUGCAAGAUUAUUAUAAUUGUAACAUGCUUGUACACAUACGUACCCUUAUUUAUAAACAUUGCAUUGUAAAUAUUGCCAGUUACAGUAAUAAAGAAGCUGUCGGAUAGACGAA